This is a messenger RNA of Mus musculus (house mouse), 5144 nucleotides long. RefSeq names its product SRY (sex determining region Y)-box 17 (gene Sox17). Lineage: Eukaryota; Metazoa; Chordata; Mammalia; Rodentia; Muridae. Gene Ontology annotation, cellular component: nucleus; transcription regulator complex. Gene Ontology annotation, molecular function: beta-catenin binding; DNA-binding transcription factor activity, RNA polymerase II-specific; sequence-specific double-stranded DNA binding. The coding region runs from base 3100 to 4359 and encodes 419 amino acids. Gene Ontology annotation, biological process: endoderm formation; protein destabilization; negative regulation of canonical Wnt signaling pathway. The transcript is spliced from 3 exons. The record is from RefSeq and is a predicted model, not a curated record.
GAAUGAGCCCCCGAAGUUAAUCUUGGGGUCAGACGUUCUCAGCUCUCACGGGAGAGGCUAGCAAAGCGAAGAUUGCAGGGUCUGGCCUGAAUGUUCUGGGCCACCGUGGGGGCCGGUGAUCACUGUCUUUCUUGCCACUCUUUCCUCUCAAGUUCCCGAAUUUCCAUCUCCACCUCCGACCCACUGGGGACUGACCAGGGACUGGAAAGAGCGCGAAAGGUAUAAAGGGGAGAAGAGACUGCGCCUUUUGGUGCCCGGGUGAAAGGUGCCAAUCGACCGCAUCGCUCUGCGUGGCCCUACCUGGGAGGUGCGGAGCCCGGGGCACGACGCUCGGUGUUCUCAGAGGCAGACUCUGAGGCACGUAUUUUAGACCGUCCAGUGGUACUAUUGUCUCUGUUAUCUUAGAGUCCGCCGGGGGCUGUCUCCGUGAUGACAGCCCACGCUCCCUUUUCCGCCCUCAUGAACUUGCUCUCCACAGACCACGGAUCUGCUUGAGUGCCCACGGAUCCUGUGCAAUUGGACUUGAAUGUCCUUUAACAGGCCUUGGCCAUCAGAACACCAAAACCAUAAAACCUUCGAGAAAUCAACCACUCACUCUGAGGCUCGCUGUAGAAGAGUGGCUUAGACUCUCCCACUUCGGAGUCCCAGUUGAUCACCAACCCGCUUGCUACAGGCCCCAAAUGGUUACGGGCACAGCUUCUAGUUACAUUAGACGCUUCCUUGCCCCAGCCUUUCGAGCCUCAGGUCUGCUUUGGGGAUGUGGCUUAGGCAGUAGCCACCUAGAAAUCCUGCACUGUUUGAGUGUGAUACCGCUGCGGACUACAGCAGACAGGCGUGCCAGGCUUCUAGUCCAGAUACCCACCCCCACCCCAGUAAAUCUCUAGUGUUGAGGGAAGCAAGGCUUGCAGGAAGCCGCUCCGGAUGUUUGCUUCUUUACUUGUGGCAUUUGUGGCUGGCUUUGAUAACGUCGUGAGCUCGGCUUCCAACACCCAUUUAGUGAAGAAACUGAAAUAUGGCCCACUCACACUGCUGGCGGGUCUGAAGUGCGGUUGGCCCCAACACUCCUCCCAAAGUAUCUAUCAAGAGAAUGGUCAGCAGAAGUUAGAUCUAGACCUGGAGUUUUAACUACUAUCACUGAUCUCUACACACAACCUCCAGCUUUAAAUGGGAGGGAGGGUCACCACUGCUUUAUAACAUAACAAAUUAGAGAAAAGCUGGCUUCUGUAUGAGUUCUUUGGAGACAAAGUAGCUCCAGAAACUGCAGACCAGAAGCUAUCAAAAUCUCUGUGCUUUUUUGGAACCUCCAGUAAGCCAGAUUUGGUCUCUGAAAUAAUACAGGAAAACCUCAGCAUGUCACCUCAUGGAUACAAGUAAGUAAUACUUUUCAAUCAGCUAUUCACAGUAAAGAAAGUCUGUUUUGGAAACUGACAUGUUGAGUCCUUCCUUCCUUCCUUCCUUCCUUCCUUCCUUCCUUCCUUCCUUCCUUCCUCCCUCUCUCCCUCCCUCCCUUCCUUCCUUUCUUCCUUUCUUCCUCUCCUUCAAGACAGGGUUGCAUGUAGCCCAGGCUGGCCUCUAAUUCCAUAUGUAGCUAAGGACAAUCAUGAACGUAUUUUUCUGCCCCCCACAUCUCAAGUGCUGGAAUUAUAGAAUUACAGGCACUAGGCAUCUCAUAGACUGUCUUUCGGAAUUGUACUAGAUGAACAUUCAAACUGAGCUCGAUCACCAUUCCUUUGAGUUUUCCUACCUUAAAACUACGCAAGGAUGACCGUUGGAUCUGGUAGAGAACAACACAAACAUGCAAACAAACUCAAAUGUAACACAGAGCUUUUGGAGCUCCUUGUCUGAAGGAGGGCUGCUAAGUGUGUGUAACACUCUCCCAGUGUCUGCCUUAACAGGUGAUGAGUCUCCCUUUCCUCUCCUAGAAUCUAUAAUGCUGCCCUUGAAAAAGACUACGUCUAGAACUAAAUGAGUUUGCUAAUAUUUGGAGGGUGCUGAGUGGUUGCUGGGAUAAGCAUUGUAGGAAGGCAUGUUUUGAAGCCCGUGGGAAAGUACUUUCAGGUUUAAAAUAAAUUUAAGGGUGGUCAGCUUUUCAUUCCAGUCUUAAGAAAACGUUGUAACCGUCUGUCAGGCUAACAGUCUUACACGCUACGGAUUUGCUGCUUAAAUGGACUGAUCCUUUUCCUCCGAGGAACAGCACAGUGCUGCUGUCUUUGCACUUUAUUUUACAUUUUAAUCUCGUGGUGUUUGCGAUGGAAUCAUGGCCUUGCAAGUCUUUAGAAAUAAAACCAGAUCUUGCCUCUUUUGCCGAACACACAAAAGGAGCUUUUGUUUUAUAUUUUUAUGUUUCACACUGAAAUUCCUCAGGGUUGACUUGAGCUCUUAUUGAGCAGUGAUAUAUUAGUGAUAUAGCAUUUUAUGUUAAACUUUGUUUUAUUACAACUUGCUAUUUACCUUGGAUAUUUUUAUUAUAAUAUAAGCAUGAUGGAUGAGUUCUUGGGAGAAGAACAGGAUUUUUUUUCUCUGAAAAAUCAUGCUAAGUUAAUUACCUUCGGUAAUAUUUUUUUAAAAGAAUGGAAUAAAUACCUAUACCUAGUAUGUUGAUGUGAACAACCUUGGACUUGUUCUUCAAUCUUCCGUUACAGUGAGCAGCACCUCCAGACAUCUGAAUUUCAGCCUUCCUAUUUCCCCAAGAGGUCUUGGCGCCAGCGCCCGGCUCCAGCCAGUUUUCCCCAAGGCAGGUGUAGCCAGAACACUGCCGGGGGAGGGGAAAGGGGCGGGUGUGGGACUUGGGACUCGGACCACUGGCUGGGCGGGGGCCUAAGGACUAGGGUCCGGUCCGCCCCCGCCUCGCCAUUGGCCGCGUCCAUAAAGAAAAGGGCCCCGCGGCCCGGGGGGACACCCGCAGUGUCACUGGGUAGAUCUCCAGCGCGGAUUAGGCGAAGGGUUAGGUCUACCAGGAGAGCAGCGGGAGGGUAGCACCCGCUCAGCUUUACGAGUUCCUCUGGGCAUCUCCAGGCUAGCUUCCGAUCCCUGCCUCAGGGUCGGGGGAAGCGGCGUGUCCCGUGGCCAUAGCAGAGCUCGGGGUCGGUCUGGAGAGCCAUGAGCAGCCCGGAUGCGGGAUACGCCAGUGACGACCAGAGCCAGCCCCGGAGCGCGCAGCCCGCGGUGAUGGCAGGGUUGGGCCCCUGUCCCUGGGCCGAGUCCCUGAGCCCCCUCGGGGAUGUAAAGGUGAAAGGCGAGGUGGUGGCGAGUAGCGGGGCGCCAGCCGGGACGUCGGGCCGAGCCAAAGCGGAGUCUCGCAUCCGGCGGCCGAUGAACGCCUUUAUGGUGUGGGCCAAAGACGAACGCAAGCGGUUGGCACAGCAGAACCCAGAUCUGCACAACGCAGAGCUAAGCAAGAUGCUAGGCAAGUCUUGGAAGGCGUUGACCUUGGCAGAGAAGCGGCCCUUCGUGGAAGAGGCCGAGCGGCUGCGCGUGCAGCAUAUGCAGGACCACCCCAACUACAAGUACCGGCCGCGGCGGCGCAAGCAGGUGAAGCGCAUGAAGCGGGUGGAGGGAGGCUUCCUGCACGCUCUCGUCGAGCCCCAGGCCGGCGCGCUUGGUCCCGAGGGCGGCCGCGUGGCCAUGGAUGGCCUGGGUCUGCCUUUCCCGGAGCCGGGCUAUCCGGCCGGUCCUCCGCUGAUGUCUCCGCACAUGGGCCCCCACUAUCGGGACUGCCAGGGACUGGGCGCUCCCGCGCUCGACGGCUACCCUCUGCCCACUCCGGACACAUCCCCGCUGGAUGGCGUGGAGCAGGACCCGGCUUUCUUUGCAGCCCCGCUGCCAGGGGACUGCCCGGCGGCCGGCACCUACACUUACGCUCCAGUCUCGGACUAUGCAGUGUCCGUAGAGCCGCCCGCUGGCCCCAUGCGAGUGGGGCCGGACCCCUCGGGCCCUGCGAUGCCGGGGAUCCUGGCGCCCCCCAGCGCUCUGCACCUGUACUACGGCGCGAUGGGCUCGCCCGCCGCAAGUGCGGGGCGCGGUUUCCACGCGCAACCCCAGCAGCCGCUGCAACCGCAGGCACCGCCGCCGCCACCGCAGCAGCAGCACCCAGCGCACGGCCCCGGGCAACCUUCGCCCCCUCCCGAGGCUCUGCCCUGCCGGGAUGGCACGGAAUCCAACCAGCCCACUGAGCUCCUAGGGGAGGUGGACCGCACGGAAUUCGAACAGUAUCUGCCCUUUGUGUAUAAGCCCGAGAUGGGUCUUCCCUACCAGGGACACGACUGCGGAGUGAACCUCUCAGACAGCCACGGAGCCAUUUCCUCCGUGGUGUCCGACGCUAGCUCAGCGGUCUACUAUUGCAACUACCCCGACAUUUGACGGUUGCCGACCCGACCUGAGGGCCAGAAGCAGUGUUACACACUUCCUGGAAGCGCUAAGGAAAUCCUUAGCGUCAAGCUGUUUUGUUUUUAAGUUGCCUUGGCAUAUAAUUUAUGGUAAUUUAUUUUGUCUGCCACUUGAACAGUUGAGGGGCUACACGAGAUUUUUGUUUUAAAUGCCUUGAGGGACUUGCUCCCCACAAUCACUGUCCAGUUUUAGCCAGUUUUAAAAUAUCUCACUGACUUAUUCCAUUUCUUGAAAGUGUAUUGAUCUAGAGAAAUUUUGUCAUGCGUGUUUUCUCAAUCUUAAAUAAAUCCUGGAAUCUUUUUAAAAUCUCUCGCAUCGAUUUUUAUCAAAUUAAAGAUCAACAGUAAGUAUUAUACAAUUAGAAGUGUAUACUUAAUUGUAAAAUUUUCAUUUUUCUUACAAUGGUAAGAAAAUGCAUCUAAGAAACCCUAAACACAAACAGCGGGGUGUUCAAAUGUGAUAUAAUUGUUCUGAGAAAAAUUCUCAAAAGAUGAACUUGUUAUGUACAUUCCAAAUAUUGGUUUCUAAAAAUGAUACUGUAAAUGUUUUUAAUUCUGUACACUUUAAUGAGGCUGUUCAAAAAUUUCGGAUUUUCAGUCAUCUCGACACCUGCCAAAAGAGCUUUUCAGAUAUAACUCUUUCCUGUUUGUCUUUUCUUCCAAAAGUCUUGAUCCCACUUCCCACAAAAUUUGCCUUUAAUUCCUACAAUUUUAGAGUCAGAGAAACUAAUCAAAAUAAAGUUUGUGUUGUGACUGUUA